AUGGGCAUUCUCGACAACGUUAGGGGCCGCAAGGACGCCGUCAUUGCUGAGGCCGCCGUCCAGCCGAACGCCGAGCCCAAUGCCGAGUCCAAAGACAUCUCCACCGAGCCGCCGUCGUACAGCAACUCGGACCUGAGCCUCGAGGCCCGCAACGAGCGUGAGGUCGAGAAGCACCCCGACGAGGUCACCAAGGAUGUCUCGGAGGGUGUGCAGAAGGUGCAGGCCGCGGCACUGGUCUGGAGCAAGAAGACGGUCUACUGCAUCUACGCAUGGAUCUGGGUCUGCUUCUUCAUGCUGGCCUUCCAGCAGUCGAUCGGCAACAACGUCAACUACUACGCCUACUCCAACUUCUCGGCGGCGCCGCAAAUCUCGACGGCCAACAUCCUGGCGGCCAUCGUCGGCGGCAUCCUGCGUCUUCCCGCGGCCAAGAUCCUCAACAUCUGGGGCCGCGCCGAGGGUCUGUUCGUCUUCUUCUGCAUUUACGAGCUCGGCAUGAUCAUCAUCGCGGCGUGCAAGGGGCCCGACGGCUACGCUGCGGGCUACACGCUGUACUGGAUCGGCUACGACUGCAUCUACAUCAUCCUGGACAUCUUCAUCGCCGACACGUCCGGGCUGCGCAACCGAGCCUUCGCCUUCGGUUUUGUGACGACGCCCUUCAUCUGCACGGCCUUCACGGGCCCGCUGGCGGCGCAGUCGUUCCUGUCCAUGACUUCGUGGCGGUGGGCGUACGGCGCCUUCUGCAUCAUCCAGGUGGCCGUCUUCAUGCCGCUGGUCGUCGUCUUCAAGUUCUACCAGAAGAAGGCCGAGAAGAUGGGCAUUUACAAGAAGGAGUCCAGCGGCCGCACCGCCCUGCAGUCGACCCUGUACUACCUCGAGGAGUUUGACGUCAUCGGCUGCCUGAUCAUCAUCGCGGCGUUUGUCCUCUUCCUGCUGCCGUUUAGCCUGACGUCUUACGGCAUGGCCGAGUACCACAGUGCCAAGUUCAUCGCCAUGGUGGUCAUCGGCUUCUGCCUCUUCCCCGUCUUCUACGCGUGGGAGCGGUACGGCACGCGCAAGACGUUCGUGCCGUGGGAGCUGCUGCGCGAGCGCACCGUUCUCGGCGCCUGCAUCACCUCGGCCGUCCUCUACUUCUCCUUCUACUCGUGGGACCUGUACUACUACUACUUCGUGCAGGUCGUGUACGACCUCAACAUCCAGGACACGGGGUACAUGACGCAGAUCUACAACGUGGGGUCGUGCUUCAUCUCGCCCGUCUUCGGCCUGAUCGUGCGGUACACCAAGCACUUCAAGUACAUCUGCCUGUGCGUCGGGCUGCCGCUCAUGUUCCUCGGCGCGGGGCUGAUGAUCCACUUCCGCGGCUCCGACGGCGACAUCGGGUACAUUAUCAUGUGCCAGAUCUUCAUCGCGUUUUCGGGCGGCAUUCUCGUCAUCGGCAACCAGAUGGCCGUCAUGGCGGCGGCGGACCACGUGGGCGUGCCCAUGAUGCUGUCGCUGCUGAUGAUGAUGUCCAGCAUUGGUGGUGCCAUCGGCCAGGCCGUCGGCGCGUCCAUCUACUCCAACACGUUCCCCAAGGCCCUGAUUUCCAGGCUCCCUGAGAGCGAGCAGGCCAACUGGUCCACCAUCUACCUCGGCGGCACCACGACCCAGAUGAGCUACCCCAUGGGCUCGCAGACCCGUGAGGCCAUCAACUACGCCUACGGCUACGCCCAGAAGUACGAGUGCAUUGCUGCCACGGCUAUUUUGGUGCUUGCUAUUCCCGCUAUCGGAAUGUGGAAGAACUACAACGUCGACAAGAAGCAGAUCAAGGGCAACGUCUUGUAA
This is a messenger RNA of Lasiodiplodia theobromae, 1821 nucleotides long. RefSeq names its product Siderochrome-iron. The record is from RefSeq and is a predicted model, not a curated record. NCBI's taxonomy places the organism in Eukaryota, Fungi, Ascomycota, Dothideomycetes, Botryosphaeriales, Botryosphaeriaceae. Gene Ontology annotation, molecular function: transmembrane transporter activity. The transcript is spliced from 3 exons. Bases 1 to 1821 code for a protein of 606 amino acids. Gene Ontology annotation, biological process: transmembrane transport.